UGACUUGGUCAUCGCGGCGGGAAUUCUGAGACUCCUGCUAAAAGAUGGAGUGCAAACUGUUUGUUGCACGAUUGAUGAGCCCCAUUGGGCAGAUAACCAUCGAGUCGUGUAUGAGAGGAGUGCAUAAGGUGGACCUACAGGAGCCAAAGAACUUUUCACCUGACAGCAGAUAUGAGGUUGAGCUUGUGGAUGGUUCAGCAGAAGAGCUGGUUAACAAGUGUGAGCCGCUUGGAAAGUGUGUGGACUGGAUCAAGGAUUAUUUCAAAGAUGCCUCUAGUGUGCGAGGCCUGAGCAAGCCUCCCCUUCACAUCACUAAGUACAAGGAAGGGUCAUUCACAGCUGCCGUACUUCACAACCUGGCUACCAAGGUCGAUGUAGGAGAGACUGUAUCGUAUGGCCAGCUGGCCACGAUGACGGGGAACGCGAGGGCGUCCCGUGCGGUGGGUGGGGCGAUGCGAGCCAACCAGACCCCUCUACUGGUGCCUUGUCACAGGGUGGUGAACAGUGAUGGCAGUGUGGGGAACUUCAUGUCAGGCAAGGGAAAUGUGUUGAAGGAGUGGCUACUACAACAUGAGGUCAAGGAGAGGUGAUUCUGACUGAAG
Molecule: messenger RNA, 602 nt
Organism: Branchiostoma belcheri (Belcher's lancelet)
Lineage: Eukaryota; Metazoa; Chordata; Leptocardii; Amphioxiformes; Branchiostomatidae
Product: methylated-DNA--protein-cysteine methyltransferase-like
Exons: 3
Coding region: 45-590 (181 amino acids)
Biological process (GO): DNA repair
Cellular component (GO): nucleus
Molecular function (GO): methylated-DNA-[protein]-cysteine S-methyltransferase activity
Source: RefSeq, a predicted model, not a curated record